Messenger RNA from Trichogramma pretiosum, 3414 nucleotides. RefSeq lists its product as uncharacterized. The transcript is spliced from 13 exons. The record is from RefSeq and is a predicted model, not a curated record. Bases 600 to 2714 code for a protein of 704 amino acids. Lineage: Eukaryota; Metazoa; Arthropoda; Insecta; Hymenoptera; Trichogrammatidae.
AUGCACCUGUGCAGUGCAUCGGCCACUUUUGCUUUUGCUCGUCUACUACUACUACUGCCUAUAUCUAUAUACUAUAUAUAAGUGUAAUAUAUACGAGCGCGAAUGGAUGAACUACAGUGUGUCAGUCAGUCGUUGCGCUGACGCGCGUAAGUGCACACACACAUACACAGUCUCACACGUAAUAAUAUCCAAGCGGGUCAUUACCUGAACCGCACUUUUAGUUUCGCGGCGAAUCAACUAGUGUCUCGUUGUUUUUUCCGCGUUCGAGUAUUAAUAAAUCUCGUUGGUAUGCCAUAAUUCACAAGUGAUAUCUUCGUAAUCGUCGUAUUAUCCAACGUGGUGAAGAUUAUCUCACUAAAUUCAGUGUGCUCUAUCGUAGUGUCAACUCAACUGGCUCACAUUCGUAAACGCGUGUGAUGCAGCAAUAGCCUGCCAAGAAGCUGAGUUCAUUACGUAACUGAUUACACGCCGCAAUCGAGUCGGAAAAAGAAGUCGAGGAAUGACACGCCAAGUGGAAUUCGUCGAUUUAUCAGCCGAGGGUCGUUAAGGAGAGAUCGCCCGAUGAGACAGGAAAAUUGAGCGCCCCCGCGCCGCAGAGGAUGAGUUGCCGAGCGAUUUUCGCGCUAACCGCGGCAAUUUUGUUCGCUUGCAUCGCAGGACAAACGCCGAGAUGCAAGAGCACCGCCUGGGAAAAGAUACGAGGCAUGAGGCCGGACUUUUUCAGGUCCUUGAAGCUCCUUCAUACCGGCGUCGAUUCGCAUGGCCUGACGAGCACGUGCUUCGAAAAAUGUAAAAAUAUUAGCUGCGAGGCUUUUAUAAUCGAUCUCGAAGGUAGCUCCUGCAUGGCCCUCUUACCCGACGGAGACGAGCUAGUUAACGAACCGAACGUCACAUUUUUCCAUGAAAUAUGCCUCGAAGUUCCUCCGAAUUGUUUAAAAACGCGAUUAUGGCACGUGGAGAGAUAUCUAGGAUCCGAAUUAUUGGAUUCAUCGGCUCAGCUGCAAUCCGACGUUAUCAGUAGAACCGAAUGUUACGAGAGAUGCUUUGAAAAAGGUAAGAAAUGCAAGUCAGCUCAGUUUCGCGCCAGCGAGCCCGUGAAAAUCGAAGACAGUUACGGAAGCUGUACGUUGUUGACGAUCGAUCGAGGAACAAAGCCCCAAGCCUACAGAACUUCCAUGUACAGGGAUGAAUAUUUGGAAAACCAGUGCCAUGAUUUAGCGAGAACAGACUACUGUUCGUAUGCGGAGUAUCGCAAUGUCUCGAUGCCUUACUCAGAUUUUGCUGUGACAGGCUUGAGCCCCAAGCAGUGCGAAAAAAGAUGCGACGCCAGCAGCGACGGUUUCAUCUGCCGAGCUUAUACCAUCGAGUUCGCAGCCGAGAGUACAAAUUUACCGACCUGCUACCUGCACUCGGAGGAUACCAUUGGUGCCGGGGUCAGCGUGCUCACCCACACAGCUCGCGCUUUUUAUAAAGAACGCGAGCCCUGCAUCGAUGUUACCGUUGAAUGCACCAACUCGUCGCUGACGGUCGAAUUGAAAACGGCCGAACCCUUCGCAGGCCGAAUGUACGCGAGCGGCUACAGCGACACGUGCGGGGUCACGGGCCAGAGCGAAAAAUUGACGCGGUUGGUUUUACCGAUGCCCGAUACGAGGGACACGGAAAAGAAGGAGGCCAGCUGCGGUCUCUUGCCGGUCAUGUCGAUGAAUCAAGAAAAUCGCACCUCGUCCGUCAUCUGGUCAACGGUAAUCAUUCAGUUUAAUCCAAUAAUUCAACGAUUGGGAGAUCAAGCCAUCAGAGUUGGAUGCUCUUUGGACAAGGCUGCGUUACCCACGCCACGCAAUAUCACCGUUAAUUCUGGCUUCACUUUUGUUAAUUCCAAUGCAGGAUUGCCAUCAAUCGUUUCUACUAUCAGAAACAAAUCGUCGGAUGCUCCACUGGUUACUAUGAGCAUCCUGGAUCUAUCGCACAACCGAGCCAAUGUUACUCACCUCGGCCAGAAAUUACUUCUCAAAAUUCAGAUAAAACCUAACGACGGACCCUUCGACAUAAUGGCAGGUCAUCUGAUAGCGAGCACCAAUACCGGUGACUCUUCGCUUCUGCUGUUGGACGAGCUCGGAUGUCCAGUGACGAACGUAUUUCCAGCACUGACCAGAGACCCGUCCAACAAUCGAACGCUCCUGGCCGAAUUUAGCGCUUUCAAGUUCCCUAACAGCCAACACGUUAAAUUUAACGGCGUUGUAACGUUUUGCAUCGACACUUGCGAGCCGGCACUGUGCAAAGGUAACGUGAGCUCUUUUGGUCGCAAAAAGCGUUCGAUCGAAGAGCAGUCAGCCAACGUCACCCAAAUAGCAAAAGAAAAAUCUACGUCAGUCGAUAAGCUUGCGCUCGAAGCCUCCGUGAUAGUUAAGGGAUCGGAAAACGAAGAAGUGUACCCGAAUCCACUGCGCUCCAAGGACGACACCAUCCUUUUACACGACAAAUUUUGCAUGGACCCGAGCUUGGCGCUCUUUUUGCUGAUAUUCCUCUUGAUCAUUCAGAUAAUACUUCUUGCCGCUUGUUUACUAUCGGUCAGAGCCUACCGAUCUAUGGCCAUCAGGGCCGAGGAGGACCGAGCCGAUAUUCUAGCCCGUCAUUUGUACGGGGUGCACGGCGGAAAUUUCGAGAUUGGAAGAAGAGUGCGCUGGGCUGAUAAUCCAAGUUCGACACUCAGUUGAAUUGGGAUAAUUUUUAAUUAAUAACUGUGAAUAGAAAAUAAAUGUAUACAUUUUGACUCCUCGAACCAACUUAAAAACGCUCGGUUUUGAUGUAAUUUAAAUUGGGGCGUUAGUGCUUUAAGCUCCUUCGAUCGAACCGAGUUACUGUUUGUUUAUAAUAUAUCAGUCCUAGUUUACAGACUGACCUAACAUUACAAAAGCGUUCAUUCGGUCUGAUUUAAUUAAGAUAUUUUUUAUUUACAAUUGACCAGACAUAUUUUAAGAUGUCGUCAAACUGCCAUUCAUUGUGAAUGUAAAAUUGUAUAAAUAAACUUAAACUGAAAUUACCAGUUAUUACACGUGUUUGUUGAUCAAACUGGGCUUCUUAAGAUUAAGAUAUCACUCCGCAACAUUGAAAAUAUUAUUUUUUAUACUUGUAUACUACAGCUAGUCAUCAGGCUCACCCGAUGACUCUUAUGAACUCAACUAUCCAAUCCACUGUAUUAUUUGAUAAUUUAAAAAUAAGUCAUCGUGUUUAGAUUUCAAAAGUGGAUAGACCAAUUAUAAAAUUGAUAAAUGAUCAGAUUGACCUAUGGUCACGGGGGAAUUAUAUUCUAAAUCAUGAAACUAAUUCUACUUUUGCCUUGAAUUGUAAAAAUUAAUUAUUAAGUCAUUUGCUAACUGAGUAAGCAAAAAAAUUCGAUUUUUUGAUCGAGUCUCA